CAACAACAACAACAACAACAACAACGACAACAAUACGAAACAAAAAAGUUUUGAUUAAAUUUUUAAUUUGUAUAAAUCGAACGCGUCGCUAGAACGCGUUUUAAAUUUAUUGCAUUUGCAUUUUAAACGCAGCGCGUUAAAAAAGCCGGCAACAUAACGGCGCAACUAUUGAACAGCUUUCUCAAGGGGAGUCCCCACCAGACCACCAUAGAUAUAAUGCAGAAGCUCUAUGCCGAGCCGCCGCCCAGCAGCGCUCCAGUUAGCAUGUCCAGCGCUGGCGGCACUGCACCCAGCGGCGGCGGCGGCGGCGGCGGCGGCGUUGGUGGUGGUGGUGGUGGUGGUGGUGGUGCGGUCCCCACCAGCAACAACAACCCGCAUCCCACCUCAAAUGGCGGCAGCAUGAGUCCGUUGGCGCGCUCGGCAUACACCAUGAAUAGCAUGGGCCUCACAGUGGGCGGCAUGUCGUCCGUGUCGCCACAAGCGGCAGCCACCUUUGGCGCCAGCGUGCUCGACUCGGCCGCAGCCGUGGCCAGCAUGAGCGGCAGCAUGGGCGCGGCAGCGGCAAUGAAUUCAAUGGGCGGCAACUGCAUGACCCCGAGUUCGAUGAGCUAUGCGAGCAUGGGUUCGCCGCUGGGCAACAUGGGCGGCUGCAUGGCCAUGUCGGCGGCGAGCAUGUCGGCGGCCGGCUUGAGCGGCGGCUAUGGCACGAUGCCACCGGGCACUCGCGACAUGGAGCCCGGCUCACCCAAUUCGAUUAGGCGUGGCGUUGACAAGCCGACCACAUACAGACGCAGCUAUACGCACGCGAAGCCGCCGUACAGCUACAUCUCGCUCAUCACGAUGGCCAUACAGAACAAUCCGACGCGCAUGCUGACUCUUUCGGAGAUCUAUCAGUUCAUCAUGGACUUGUUCCCAUUCUAUAGGCAGAACCAGCAGCGCUGGCAGAACUCGAUACGCCACUCGCUGAGCUUCAACGAUUGCUUUGUGAAGAUUCCGCGCACGCCGGAUAAGCCGGGCAAAGGCUCGUUCUGGACACUGCAUCCGGAUUCGGGCAAUAUGUUUGAGAAUGGCUGCUAUCUGCGUCGCCAGAAGCGCUUCAAGGAUGAGAAGAAGGAGGCUAUCCGACAGCUGCACAAGAGUCCAUCGCAUAGUAGCCUGGAGGCAACCAGUCCGGGUAAGAAGGAUCACGAGGACUCCCAUCACAUGCACCAUCAUCAUCACACGAGUCGUCUGGAGCACCAUCAGCACCACAAAGAGGCGGGCGGCGGCGGCGGCGUGGCGCUGGCGGGCGUCAACGUGCUCAGCGCAGCGCACAGCAAGGAUGCCGAGGCGCUGGCCAUGCUGCAUGCCAACGCCGAGCUCUGCCUCGGCCAGCAGCCGCAGCACGUGCCCACGCAUCACCAUCACCAGCACCACCAGCUGCAGCAGGAGGAGCUGUCCGCGAUGAUGGCCAAUCGUUGCCAUCCGUCGCUGAUUAGCGACUACCACUCGUCGAUGCAUCCACUGAAACAGGAGCCCUCCGGCUACACGCCCUCCAGUCAUCCGUUCUCCAUCAAUCGCCUGCUGCCCACGGAGUCGAAGGCGGACAUCAAGAUGUACGACAUGAGCCAAUAUGCCGGCUAUAAUGCGCUCAGUCCGCUCACCAACUCACACGCUGCCUUAGGUCAGGACUCGUACUACCAGAGUCUCGGCUACCAUGCGCCCGCCGGCACCACGAGCUUGUGACAUCACCAGUAUCCGCUGGCUUAAGGGCGCGCGGAGCAGAUGCUGCGCUUUGGCGGCGGCGGCGGCUCGCAUCAGCAGCAGCAGCACCAGCAGCAACACUUGCAGCAACAGCAACAGCAGCACCACUUGCAGCAGCAGCAGCAGCAACAACAGCAGCAGCAGCAGCAACAGGCGGCGCAGCAACUGACAUCCGCUACAAACACCACAACCAAGGCCAGCAGCAAGCCAGCGGUGGCCGUCAAUUACUCCCAAAAGCUGGCCGCCUCAGUGCAACAGCAACAGCAGCAGCAGCAGCAGCAGCAACAGCAGCAGCAGCAGCAACAGCAGCAGCAACAGCAGCAACAGCAGCAGCAACAGCUGCUGCAUAGCCAACUGUCGGCGGAGCUGCAGGAGGACUCUUCCAACAUUACCAGCGACCUUAGCGAGGAGCAACUGCAGCAGCAUCAGGCGGCACAGCAGCAACUCUACAACAACUAUCAGCAAUAUGCCGCUGCGGCCAGUUACCGCAACUGGAAUCACAGUUUGACAUUCAACAGUGCCGCCGCGUUGCAGAACCUGCUGUAGCCCAGCGGCACAAGGCCCGGCUUUGUGUAUGAUGCCAGGCCCGAAUCGCGGACAUGGUAGUGUUCGGUCUGUCGGCCAGCCGGGCUGCCGGGCUGCCAAUUAGCGGGCGACUGUUCAAUGGCUUUUAGCACCUGGGCGCAUCCUUUGAGCUAGCGGGCACGUGAGUACGGCUCCUACACUUGUAAAUAAAUCCAACCUACUCUUUUGCAAGCACUUGCUUAGUCUAUGCCUUUAUGUUUUUCGUUCUGUUGAGGAAUUCAAGAAAAAAGUGAUGUAGUUGUAAGCGCAACAACGGCCACAUAUUUAGGUAAUUGUAUUAGCCGUUAAGCAAAACAAGUUUGUUAAAAUUUAUGUUUGCUAAAAAAAAAACAAGAAAUUCCGUGCCAUUUGUUUAUCCUCUAUAUAAGCAAUAACAAACAUGCAGCAUUUUAAAUGUGUGUAAAAGAAACCGAUGUAUAUAUACACAAAGAGACAGAGAAAGAUAGAGAGAGAGAGAGAGCGAGAGAGAGAGAGAGCAAAAGCAUAGCGGGAUUGUGUGUAAUGUUCAUUUAUAAAUCAAAUCCUUUUUCCAAAGGCAAUCGAAUUCGAAUCGCAAAUGAUCAAAAAACCAAAAACAUAACAAAAAA
This is a messenger RNA of Drosophila virilis, 2915 nucleotides long. RefSeq names its product fork head (gene fkh). Gene Ontology annotation, biological process: cell differentiation; anatomical structure morphogenesis; regulation of transcription by RNA polymerase II. NCBI's taxonomy places the organism in Eukaryota, Metazoa, Arthropoda, Insecta, Diptera, Drosophilidae. The record is from RefSeq and is a predicted model, not a curated record. Gene Ontology annotation, molecular function: protein domain specific binding; DNA-binding transcription factor activity, RNA polymerase II-specific; transcription factor binding.